Molecule: messenger RNA, 1459 nt
Organism: Daktulosphaira vitifoliae (grape phylloxera)
Lineage: Eukaryota; Metazoa; Arthropoda; Insecta; Hemiptera; Phylloxeridae
Exons: 5
Coding region: 160-1254 (364 amino acids)
Biological process (GO): membrane organization
Cellular component (GO): membrane
Molecular function (GO): ATPase activator activity
Source: RefSeq, a predicted model, not a curated record
ACAUUUUCUUAUCGUUGUAUAAUUAUACUAACAUCCAACAGGUUUAUCUUACCAUAAUGUAUUCAUACUGUUAGUUAAAAUUAAAAACGUUUUUGUAAUUUUACAAUGUUUAAAAUAAAUGAACCUUCUUUUUGAUGUUCUAAUAUUACUAUUUUUAAAAUGACUGCGCCAUAUAUGCCCUCAUGUGAAAAAUGUGGAUCUCCAAUAGAUGAGUACUCAAUCAGUUUUAUUAAUCAUGCCAAAUUGUAUGCUGACACUUUCAAUAUAGUAGAAUGUGAAUUGUUUCUUAUUAAUCAUAAAUCUCGGAAGCCUAGUAAAUGUAUGGCAUGUCUCAAUUCCGAAUGGGACAUAUUAUUUAGAAAAAAUAUUUCUUCAAGAUCAUCUAUCAAAGACAAUUUUGCAGAUCCUAAAGUCGAACUUUGUACUAAUUUUAAAGAGUUAUAUUCAAAAAUAUUAUUAAACUAUAGAUUACCUAUUUUAAUUUUAAUUUUUGGAAUUUUUGGUAUUCUUUGUUCUUCUUAUAUGAAUUCGGUAGAAAAUUUGUACUCAUCUAUCAUCAGUGGUAUUUCAUCAAGCUCGCAAUGUAUGGACAGUAAUUGCUUCAAAAAUGAAGUAGAAUUGCAUAAAAAACAGUUCCCUUCACAAAACAAAAGGUUAUGGAGUAAACUGAGAGCAGGCUUUCAGCGACUUAGAAAACCUGGCGAACCAUUUGUUCUAUUACUUAUGCACGAUGAAAAUAACACACCGACUUCCAACUGUUUGGCAUCAGUCGUUAGUACUAUGUUUAAAAACAAAGCGAUGAGCAAUACUGGUAAAAUAUUAUGGGUCAAUGGAUCCAACUGGAGAACAAUGACAGAUACUUCCGAAUCUGACGAAGAAAGUCAAGUUUAUUCGAAGAUAGUUUCGCCACUAGAAGAACAUGAAGUGCUCGUCGUUGAAAAUGUCCAAGAUAUUCCAUGGAAAGCAAUCAAAGCUUUUCACUUUUUAUGUGAUACUUUCAACCCUACAGUAAAAAAUGCCGUCAUAGUUUUGUUACUGAAAGUCGAUCAAUUAAACUCUGCUUUAGACGAACAGAAUGAAAUAGUCACUGCUGAACGGGUUAUGAAUACAAUUUGGAAAGAUAUGCCUAACGACGAUAGGAUUCCACUUAUAACUCGCUUGACGGUCAACGUUGGAACUGUGAGUCCAGAAAAGAUAAUUGAAUGUCCUUUAAUCAACGGUUCCGCCAAAACCACCUUUAUUCAAAUAUCCUAAAUUUUUAUUUCAUUUUUUUAACUAAAUUGUAUUACAGAAGACGUUUUUUUUUUCAUUUAUUUUAACCAAAAAAGUACUGUUAAGUUUUUUUUUAUUUUAUGACUAUAUGCAAAAAUGAAUACAGUAAUUGUUAAGCAAGAGAAUGAUCGUAUUUUGUUAUAAUAGUCAACUUAAUGAAUAAUAAUUCGAAUUGUAUAAAAUUAAA